Messenger RNA from Nyctereutes procyonoides (raccoon dog), 1894 nucleotides. RefSeq names its product proteasome activator subunit 3 interacting protein 1 (gene PSME3IP1). Gene Ontology annotation, cellular component: nucleus. The transcript has 9 exons. The coding region runs from base 588 to 1352 and encodes 254 amino acids. NCBI's taxonomy places the organism in Eukaryota, Metazoa, Chordata, Mammalia, Carnivora, Canidae. The record is from RefSeq and is a predicted model, not a curated record.
CUGUGUUGUGGCGGUGAGGAAGAGGAAGCCCUGAAGGGUCAAAAGGAAUACAAAAGCAAAGGCUGUUUUCUUUCUUUUCUUUUUUCCUUCUUUCUUUUUCUCUCCCCCCCCCCCAAAGAACGAGUGGCCUUAGCGGUGGCGGUUUGGGGUGGGCGCCGCCGAGGUGAGGGGGUCUCGCCUCCCGCACGCUGGUAGGUGUGAAGGUGGAGACCUACUAAGAGCAGUGGUUCUUAGCCUAGUAGAAAAUACGAUCUUCUGACGUCCAUUUAAAUACAGAUUCUCUGACCCUACCCCCAGAUAAUCUGACUGAGUAGGUCUGGAGUUGGGACCCAGGGAAGCCAGCGCGUUUGCGCCUGGUGGUCAGAAAUCCCGAUGACCUGUUGUGUAUCAGCUGUGAGGAAUUGAGCUGAGAUAAAGGCAGCUUUCGCAGUCUUUCAACUGGAGCAUGAGAGGAGCCGUUAGCAAUUUCUAGGAGUCUGAAAGCAGAGGCUGGCCACUUAUUUUUCUCAGCUGACGUGUUGGUGCGUUAAUUCCUUACAACCAGGAAGAACAACGUCAAGACCAUUUACGUGGCCGAUUGUUCCAUUAUGGAUGGAGGGGAUGAUGGUAAUCUUGUUAUCAAAAAGAGGUUUGUGUCCGAGGCAGAACUAGAUGAACGGCGUAAAAGGAGGCAAGAAGAAUGGGAGAAAGUUCGAAAGCCUGAAGAUCCAGAAGAAUGUCCAGAGGAGGUUUAUGACCCUCGGUCUCUAUAUGAAAGGCUACAGGAACAGAAAGACAGGAAGCAGCAGGAGUAUGAGGAGCAGUUCAAAUUCAAAAAUAUGGUAAGAGGCUUAGACGAAGAUGAGACGAACUUCCUUGAUGAGGUUUCUCGGCAGCAGGAACUCCUGGAAAAGCAACGAAGAGAAGAAGAACUGAAAGAAUUAAAGGAAUAUAGAAGUAAUCUCAACAAAGUUGGAAUUUCUCCGGAAAAUAAGAAGGAGGUGGAGAAGAAAGUGACUGUGAAACCCAUAGAAACCAAGAACAAGUUCUCCCAGGCAAAGCUGUUGGCAGGAGCCGUGAAACAUAAGAGUUCAGAGAGUGGCAACAGUGUGAAAAGACUGAAAUCGGACCCUGACCCAGAUGACAAGAGUCAAGAAGCCCCGUCCUGCGUGUCUCUUGGCAGCACAUCCCUGAGUGCCCCUUCCAUCCACUGCCCGUCCGCUGCAGUCUGCAUCGGCAUCCUCCCAGGCUUGGGCGCCUACUCCGGGAGCAGUGACUCUGAGUCGAGCUCAGACAGUGAAGGCACUAUCAACGCCACUGGCAAGAUUGUCUCCUCCAUCUUCCGAACCAACACCUUCCUCGAGGCCCCCUAGCUCCUGUGUCCUUCAGAGCUCCUGCCCAAGAGUAGACCGGAUGGUUCGUUCUGCCUCCGGGUAUUACCUCCCUCGGAACUCCUUUGCCCGCUUCCUGUGCACACCAUGACGUUUUUAACCUUAUCUAAAAGUGUGCCAGAAUCUACCUGUGGCCCAACUUGUGUUUGGUUUCUUUCUAGAUGUCCAAACCUGUCCUGCCGCCUCCUUCCUCACUGCUGCAGUGGGGGCCCGGGCUCAGGAGAAAUUCCACUGAAAAUGCCCUGGGAACACAGGCACCCCCUGGUGUGCCAAGUGUUUGGAUUGUGUUGCUUCUUGUUUUCUUAUUUUUUUUCUCUUGCCCGACAGCACAGAGAAGCAAGGGCAGUUAUUGGACAGGUAUCAUUUAAACUUUCUAUUCUAGCUGAACACACCAUGUGGUUGUACUGCAUUGUGGAGCAUGUCAGGGGGUGGGGGGAGGAGGGGCCCAGGUGAUGAACUGGUGCGCUCCCUUGGAACUAACCAAUUCUUGACGUUGUGUGAUUAAGUAAAGAUUAUAAACUACA